Silurus meridionalis is the source of this 4033-nucleotide messenger RNA. RefSeq names its product deubiquitinase DESI2. Lineage: Eukaryota; Metazoa; Chordata; Actinopteri; Siluriformes; Siluridae. The coding region runs from base 1497 to 2126 and encodes 209 amino acids. Gene Ontology annotation, biological process: protein deubiquitination. The transcript is spliced from 5 exons. The record is from RefSeq and is a predicted model, not a curated record. Gene Ontology annotation, molecular function: deubiquitinase activity.
AGUGAAGGAGGGUGUAGGGGUAGUGAUUAAAAUCAGACGCCAAUAAGUACAGUAGUGAUAGCAGAAUGCAAUCUUCCAACAGACAGGAUGGAAGUGUGUGUCUGUCUGCCUUGUGUCCAGUCAGCAUCUUGCAUAAAUCAAUUGCCUGUCUGUAAAAUGCUGAUGCUAAUAACAGGAAAGAGUGCAUUAAUAUCUUAUAUAAGCUUUUAAACUCUGUGUGUGUUUUAAACAAGGUGAACUGCAUCCAUCUAUCUAUCUAUCUAUCUAUCUAUCUAUCUAUCUAUCUAUCUAUCUAUCUAUCUAUCUAUCUAUCUAUCUAUCUACAUGCACACACAGUUUAUAGAAGUGUAGAUUUUUUCUCAGACUCCUGUCUGAUAGUGAAACCCAGCUGUAUGAUUAUGGGCAGGAGAGAGAACCCUAAUAGCAGAGGUGCUGUAUAUAAACUGUGCUCAGUGGAUUAUAGGAUAGAAGAAAAAGAAAGAAAAGCCGAUGAAAUGACAUUUUGGUUUGCACACCUGUAUUCCUUUACACAUUUGUGAAUCUCUGCCCUACAUUCCAUUGCUCCUGUUAGAUCAUAAAAUCUGUCUGUCUGUUGUUUCCCCUUUAAACUCUGUAUUAUUUGAAUUAUUAAUAGCACUGUAUAAUUCUGUGUAAUUAUUAGUUAUUUGUAUAAAAGCAUGUAUUAUUUCCAUCUGUGAAUGAUUGAUGACAGCGAGGUUUGAUCUUCACUCACUUCCGCUCUGCAGCUGAGACAGUCAGAGUGUAGUGGGCAGAGUCUGUUGUAAAGCUCAAACCAAUAAAAACCCACGAUGGCGCUCCUGAUUCCUCCAUCCGCCCUCCUGUUCCUGCAGUGAGGAGCGCGCGGACUCUCCGCUCUCGCGCUCCGUCACGCGGCGUCCGGUCUGCGUCGUGACGUCAUCCUCCUCAGGUUUUGGAUUUCGGGGGAAAAUUGAGCGGCGCGAGCUCCCUAUUCUAGCGGAGGCUGCAGCUUCUACUGUACCGUCUUCGUCGUUAUCAUCAUCACCAGCGGAACAGGCGCGCAGUGCGACUGUAAAUCAUCGCUUGCUGACUCACGGGAUACUGCAGUAGAUCUCUCUCUUUUCAUGCCUGUCUCUCUAUAUCCAUCCUUCACUCUCUACAUCUGUCUCUUUCUUUCCAUCUAUCACUCUCUACAUCUCUCUGUCACACACACUAUCGCUUUUCAUGUGAUGUGAUGAAGUAAUGUGGUGAUGAUGUAAUGAUGCCCACUGUCCAAAUGUGGAUCCCGAUGUUCAUGUUGUUCACCAUCACUCGAGGUCUCUGAAAUGCCUGUCCUGUGGACAGAGGAGCAAUUAUGAACACGGACGCCUCUCCGCCUGUAGCUACCUCCAAACUCACACCUCACUUUAUUUGAGGAAUAGAACUAAUAAACGCUUCAUCCAUCCUGCACAUCACACUUUCGUCAGAAAGGACUGCACCCCCUCUCUCUGUCUGUCUCUAUUUCUCAGGACUGAAGAAUGGCCAGUGAACCCGUCAUCCUCAACGUCUACGACAUGUACUGGAUUAAUGAAUACACAUCCACUCUGGGGAUCGGAGUCUUCCACUCAGGAAUACAGCUGUACGGCAGAGAAUUUGCAUAUGGAGGUCAUCCGUAUCCUUUCAGUGGGGUGUUUGAGAUAAACCCGGGAAAUUCCAGUGAGCUCGGAGAGACAUUUAAAUUCAAAGAGGCAAUUGCUUUGGGUACAACAGACUUCACAGAGGAAGAUGUGGAUAAGAUCAUGGAGGAGUUGGGCAAAGAGUUUAAAGGAAACGCAUAUCACCUGAUGCACAAAAACUGCAACCACUUCUCUUCUGCUCUGUCUGAGUUGCUGUGUGGGUGUGAGAUCCCGCGCUGGGUGAACCGCUUGGCAUAUUUCAGCUCGUGUGUGCCGUUCCUGCAGAGCUGUUUACCCAGAGAGUGGCUCACACCUGCCGCCCUGCAGAAUCACAUCAGCCUUCACAGAGACGACACACACUCUCAUGGGCACACACACUCAUACACACACUCGUACACACACUCUCACACACACGAUUCCGGCUCCAGUGACGAGGAGCCAUCAGGGGCCGUGGGAGGAAGAUCACACAGCUGCAGACACACUCGAGUGUAACACACACAAACCAAUGUCUGGUUCAACUUUUUCAUCAUAAAACAUUUUCUGUUGUUAUUUGUGUUUUUGCAACCAAUCAGCAGCAGGUGAGUCAGUGAAGCUUUAGACUGACCAAUCACAGGCCUCGGGUUUGUCCCUCCCCUUCUGUAGUACUGUAAACUCGGGACUCUACCCAGACUUUUACACUUUUAAUGAUAAAAUAUUUUUUUUCAAGUUGAACUUACAUACAAAACUGUUUGAUUUGAAAAUCUGAUUUAUUAGAAAUUAGUUUUUAUAGUUUGUAAAUAUUUCAAAGGUUGAAUUAUGAGUAUUAAUAUCAGCCAUUUACAGAGAGAUUCAAAUAUACAGAAAAUGAUCUAAUAUUUCUGCCUUUGUUGUGAAUGAGUUGAGAUUAUUCAGUUGUCAUUUUGACAUGAUGUGUGAUUGCCUUGUUAUAUUUUAUUACAAUUUAUUCUUUCAUUUCUAUACAUACAGUAUUCUUUUCUAUAUAAUUUCACACAUCACUGCUGAGGAUUCAAUUCGGUAUGUUUUAAAGUGUGUGUGGGUGAGGGUAAGCUUAGCAUGGCAGUGGCAGUGUGUGAUGUGAGUGUGUGAUGUAACAACUUGUAAAAACGAUCUACAAUUCACAUUUCUGUUCUUUCUUAGGCACGUCGACAUUUUAAAAUCUUUAUUCUUGAAAUCUGAAAGUCAUUUUUAAACCUUUAUCAUGACACACAUGAUUUAACCAAGACAUGCUAAAGAGGACGGGCCAUAAUUUCAUCCAGUCACAAACUUGGUCAUGUGACAUCCACUAACAAAAACACUGGAUUUAUGCUGUAACUCGGACACAGGAACUCAGAAUAUUGUCAUUUCGACUUUAGCUACUAAGAAGGAAAAACCAUGGAAGCCUCCGUGACAGCAUGUGUUUUGUCAGAUAGGCAGCUAACAUCACUGAUCAUGGAUAGAGGGUUUCGAUACUCUGUGGAUAUAGCGCUGUGUACAUUACUUAUUCUUGGAUUUUUUUUUCUUCUUGUAAGUAAUUCUGGUAUGGGUUUCAGUUGAAUUCAGUAUAAUCAACACUAAAAACUACUACUCUAGUAUAAAUGAAAUGUACAGAGCACUAUUUACAACUGUGCCUGGUGCUUUGUUCAUUUGAAAUGUUUCUUUAAAGAUUGGUAUCUCCAAUAAUUCAGCAUUAAUAGCAAUAAAAUAACAUGAAAGUGCACAUUUUCCAUUUAAUUUUGUAUUUUCUUUUUUUUUCCUCUCUACAGCCACUGUGACAUAACAGAAUUCCAUGUUGGAAAAGUCUUUCCGAGUAAGAAUGACAGUGCAGAGAGACUAAACUAAAAUUAAAAAUGUUGUUGAUAGGUAAACUGUAGUACUGAUUGAAACGUAAGCCUUGUCUCCUUUUUAACUUGGGAUGCCAUACAGUUGUAUGGAAAAGCAGCCAUUGUGUGUGUGUGUGUGUGUGUGUGUGUGUGUGUGUGUGUGUGUGUGUGUGUGUGUGUGUGUGUGUAUGAUGAUAACACUCUGCCCUCAAGCUUUAGAUCCAUGUGACCUUUAACGUUUCAGAAUAGGUGAUUAUUUUGUAUGCGCUGUGCUGUUUAUCAGAGCUCGUCUGUUUCACUGUUUCACACUGAAUCAGAUGUCUGCUCAGUGAUGCCCCGUCAAUCAAUCAAACUCUUUAUCCUCUUUUUUGAUGUCAUACGGUUUGCCAUGGAAACACAAAUCUUAAUUGGUUUUGAACGUCAUAUAAUAAUAUGAUUUGACAUGUUCAGUAUUUGCUUUUGGUUUCCUUCACCUCCAUGGACACUUUUUUAGAGGUUUUUCUACGUUUGUCAGAUUUACACCUGGACUGGAAUUACAUUUUAUGAGCUGAAAUGUUAUAUAACAGAUUACAAAGCUAAAUAAAGAAUUUAGAAGUUCAA